AGCCAAAACUACAAUAAUAAUAUCUAUCAAAGUGAGAUGGCUUCUACCAAACAUUUCUUCCUUCUUUUUGUUUGCCUUAGUAUACUUCUGACCCCAGGGUUAGGAGACAAAGUACAAUUUGAUUGCAGUCCAGAUUUUACUGACAAAGACUGCGAUAAAUACUGUAAGGAAACUGGUCAUCCGGGAGGCUAUUGUGGACCGGACCACGCUAUACCAGCUUUACGAAUGUGUUACUGCAAAGGUUAAUAAAAAUGUGGUUCGAAUAUAUCUGAUUAUCGGAGUUAAAACAUAAAAUAAAUAAGAAAGACGUAUAAGUAGAUUGUUCGUCUAUUUAAUAAUGAUUUAUAAUUUCAUCUCGUAA
Molecule: messenger RNA, 361 nt
Organism: Brassica napus (rape)
Lineage: Eukaryota; Viridiplantae; Streptophyta; Magnoliopsida; Brassicales; Brassicaceae
Product: putative defensin-like protein 280
Exons: 2
Coding region: 37-246 (69 amino acids)
Source: RefSeq, a predicted model, not a curated record